Molecule: messenger RNA, 1657 nt
Organism: Aureobasidium subglaciale EXF-2481
Lineage: Eukaryota; Fungi; Ascomycota; Dothideomycetes; Dothideales; Saccotheciaceae
Exons: 2
Coding region: 90-1505 (471 amino acids)
Source: RefSeq, a predicted model, not a curated record
UGCCUGCGACAUACGAUUUACUGCUUCUUAUCCCUCGACACAUCAACUGACGGUCACAGGGAUCCCUCGUCCUCGAAGACACUGGCUCGAUGCAUGGGGUCUUUGUCAACGGCAGAAAGAUCACCCUCACCGAGAUCUUCGACUUUGACGAGAUACGAUUUGGAAGCCAGGUCACUCGCGCAGAAGCUGUUCACGACGGUGUUCAAGUCAAGAUCACCAACAUCGCCCGUCAAGGUGCCAACUUUACAGCUCUCACAAACUUCGCCAACCUCGCCAACGGCACCAAGCCCAAUCCUCCUCCUUCGUACCGCGUCCCCGACUACGACACCGACUCGUCCGCCGACCACAGUGCCGAGCUCACCUUCCACAAGACUCCCACCAUGCAUGUUAUCGACCUCGAUCCAGUCUCCUCUCCUGUCCGCUCGCGUAGCCUUGAGAUCCAUCAGUUCGAGGAAGAUGGCUCCGAAAACGACUGUGACUCGGACCUCGAGAGUGACUACGAGUCCAACGACUACCCAGACGACCCGGAUGAGUUGGAUGAGGAUGGCGAACAGAGCAUCUCUGCCUCAGACCGCUCAGAUCGCUCAGACCGUAGUGAAUCUCCUGGUCUCUCCGAAGCAUGGGACGACUACCCCCGUGAGGACGAAGUCGACUUUGACUCCGAUGACUUGGCCGAGACCCAUGGGCAGCCCCAGCAGCCGACAUCAUUGUAUUCUGGCAAUCCCAAGCCUCAGGAAUCGUGGGCGCGCCUGCUUUCAGAGAAGGAGAAGGUACGCGAUGCCACAGAGGCAAAGAUGUCAAUUCCAUGGCUUGUCGACUCAACUCUUGCAAACGACUGGAACGUCCCUGCUCCCUUCUCCACGAGCGUCACACAGACCUUUGACAUCCCCAAGGCUCCCUCGCCCCUUAUCUGUCACAAGGCCGGCAUUGCUAUCAACUCCGUGGAAGAGAAGAAGAAAGAUGUCGACGCUGGUGACAUCCUCGCGCAAGAAUUGAAGCUCUCUGACGCUGUGUCUCGGGCCCUCGAGCUGGAGGACCAGGAGCUAGAGACAAGUGCAUCUCCUGAAACUGCCAAGGUGGAAGAGAAGGAGAAGGUUGCCGCUCCCACGGGCGCUGCUAUCGCUGAACUGCUCACCAAUGUGGUUGAGGAGAAGGAGGUCGCUCCCACGCCCACGGCCGCUGAGCUGUUCGCCAAGGUCGAUUCACCCAUUGGAGGCAAGCGCAAGCGCGAAACCAACGAUGAUGGCCGUGAAGAAGUCACUACUCCCGCACCUGGUCACAAGCUGCUCAAGCUUAGGUUCGGUCAGCAACACAAGAACACUCUGCAGAACCUCUUCAAGAAACAGGUUACCACAACACCUCGUCCUAUCAAGAGGGUUAAGCGCUCUACUGCCAAGUCCGCCUUGAAGGUAUUCGCCAGUGCUAUGGGCGGUGCUGCUGCCAUGGUCGGCGUGCUCAUGACUCCUCAGUGCGAGCAAUGGCUUGCCAACUGGCCCAUCCAAUAAAUCCGAGCUGGUGACUCGACCAAUGACAAAGAGUGAGCUCUAGCGUCGACUUAUGUUUAAAGUCCGCAGGGGAGCCUUCCAGAUCUUUUUGGCAGGGUCCAAUGGAAGACUCACGACGAGCGUGCUAUCGCGGGGGGGGGGGGGGGGGGGGG